Molecule: messenger RNA, 2535 nt
Organism: Closterium sp. Naga37s-1
Lineage: Eukaryota; Viridiplantae; Streptophyta; Zygnematophyceae; Desmidiales; Closteriaceae
Source: the annotation of a GenBank genome assembly
GAGCACCGGGGCUGGUGGCGUGAGCCUGUAUGGGUGCCCACCCACGUGGACUGGCCUUCCCACGUGGUGCAGGAGCCUUCCCUCUGCGCUUCCUGCAGCAGCACCGACGAAUCUCAGCCGUCCAUCUUGCAUGAAGGGAGCCUGCCAGAAGAUCCUCGUUGUAGUGUGCCUCGCUGCAGUGUGGAGAGCCACGUGGUGCGGCUACAGACACUCCCACUGUUCGAUUUCAACCGGCCGUUGUGGCAAGUGCAUCUCCUGCCCACCUGUGCACACAUCCCUCGCCCCACUGCUGUCUUCCGCAUCCACCACGUGAUUGGCGAUGGCACGUCCCUCAUGUGGCUCCUCUCCAGCCAAUCUAGACCGUCCAAGUCUCUCUCGCUUCCCUUCGGACAAUCUGGACCGUCCAAGUCAGAUAUCUCUCUUGGUGAUAGCGACUCUGGUACCAGUCCAACCUUUGAUUCUAAAGAAGCUGACACCAGCAUGGUGAUUGGGGCGGCAGAAGGCAAUAACGAGUCAGCCCUUGAAGGGGAUGAAGUGGAGAGUGUGAAAGGAAGUGUGGUAGGGAGUGAAACGGCAGAAAGCAGCAGUGGUACCAAGGGAGGUCACGUGGGUGCUGCUACUGCUGGUGAUGGCAUGCUUCGGAAUUUCUCUGAUACCAGUGACAGGAGCACAGACGGAGACGUGGAUGGGGCCAGAAGCAGCAAUGGCAGAUCGUGGGGAGUGGACAUGAUCAGGAAUGGGUCAGGCACUAGUACUGCCAGCACCAGCAGUGACAUCAGUGGCACCAGCAGCACCAGCAGCACCAGCAGCAGCAACACCACUAGUGGCGUUGAAAUCACCACCAGUGCCACUGACAUCACCACCAGCAGCACCAGCAGCGGUAGCCAUAGCCCCUGCAGUAGCCCCAAAACCAGGAAUGAAGAUUUGAAGUCUUCAGCAGCAGUAGCAGCAGCUGCACCAGCAAUGGCUAUGGUUACGCCUGGCACCACUCAACCAGCAGCGCUGUUUGAUUCUCUGGAGUCUGGGCUGGGGAGCGAAGCAGCAGGGGCUGAGUGUAUGUCUGCACCAACUGCUACCAGCAUAGGAGAGGAGAAACAUUUCACUACCAUACCGAUCCCAGCUGGUAUUACUGCUGCUCCUGGUUCACCUGAUGCAUCAUCUCCUGUGUCACCUGCUGUACCACCUGCCGAACCACCUGCCGAACCACGUGCCGAACCACCUGCCGUACCACCUGCCGUACCACCUGCUGAUUCAAUGCCUGCAGUAACCCCGGCUGCUGAAAAACCUGCUAUUACUUCAAUUGCACCAAACAGCACCAUCACUGCAACCUGCAACCCCAAACCUCAGAGCUACCUGCUACAUCAUGGCACCCUGGCAGCAUGGAGCUGCAUCAUCGCAGCUUGGCAACGCACCAUCACCGUUUGGAGAUGCACCAUCGCCACCGUUGCUCACCUGAUUGAAUUCCUCUUAACCAUCCUCUUCCUCUCAGACCACCCCUGCACGCCUGUCCGAUCUGCCAUGCCCUUCUCAAGACUGCGAAAGCAGGACCAGCGGACGCUUCCGAGAAGCUUUGCGGUGACCGAGGCGAUUGAGAUGGAGCGGGUGACUCGGAUUCGCAAGGCCCUUGGAGCGACUGUGAACGACCUUAUGAUGGCAGUCAUUGCUGCCGGGAUAGAGAGCUACGUGCAACACAGGUACCACGGUAACCACGGCUUUCAUGGCUCUCAUGGGUCAACGCAACAACACCAAGCAGGCAGCUUCGACCCCGAGUCAACCCAGCAGCAUCAGAAGCCAUGUGGAUGGAGGAGCAGCAGGAGUGGUGCUAUUCGGUUCAGAGCGGUGACAAUGGCUGAUUUGAGGAGAAGAACACGGAAGGGGCCACCUGUGUGGGGCAAUAAGCUUGGGAUAAACGUCAUCUCCCUCCCCAUCUCGCUUCAUCUUCCCCCUCUGCAUCCUCCUCCUCCUCUUCCCACUGCCAUCCUGGAGCAUGCCACAUUGGCCUCUCUGCCACGUGGCAUGACCUCCUCCACUGCCGUGCUGCCAAGUGUAACAAACAGCCACGUCAUCGAUAUGCCGGCACACUCAACACCGCCCGGCGCAGAAGCAAAAACCACAUGCGGGGGCAAGGAGAUGAGGAGAGUGCAGCGAGUGAGGGUGGAGUGUGGGCAGAAGAAGGUGUCCUGGGAAGCUCAUCUCACCAACCUCUAUGCCCGCCUCGCACUCGCCCUGCUCGGCCGCAAGGUGAUGGCAUGGCUGUUUGCGAGGGUGUCCCAACAAACCUCAAUCACAGUCUCCAACAUUGCAGGGCCGAAGGAAAAGCUGACUCUCUCCGGACAUGUUGUUUCGGCACUUACUAUAACUACAGUGGGCCAACACCAGGCCAUGACGUGUCAUAUUGAGUCAUACGCUGGUUAUCUGAAGAUUGUUGUUAGUGCGCUGGGUAACUAUGUCCCUGACGCUCCAAACAUGUGCUUCCAUUUCAUGAAGGCUUUUAGACGAUUGGAGAGGGAGACCUUAUGUUGUACAGGUCAUUAA